This is a messenger RNA of Limulus polyphemus (Atlantic horseshoe crab), 1820 nucleotides long. RefSeq lists its product as uncharacterized. The record is from RefSeq and is a predicted model, not a curated record. Lineage: Eukaryota; Metazoa; Arthropoda; Merostomata; Xiphosura; Limulidae. The coding region runs from base 30 to 1373 and encodes 447 amino acids. The transcript is spliced from 8 exons.
UGAACAGUGGCCCAUUCGUGAUAACUACCAUGCUACAUUGUGUUCUCUGGGUAUUAUUUUUCCACGCUGUUUCCAGUUUAAAACUGAUGGAACUAAAUGUCCCUGCUGGAGUUGCACGUGGCGCCUCCUUAUGGUUGUACUGUGGCUAUGACUUAGAAGGAGAUGAGCUUUAUUCAGUCAAGUGGUACAAAGACCACGUGGAGUUCUAUCGCUAUCUUCCGAGUGAUCAUCCUCCCGGACAGAAAUAUGACUUGCAAGGAGUUCAUGUUGACUUAGAAAGAUCCAACCAAACGCAUGUCUUUCUUACCAACACGGAUCUUAAUACAGAAGGUCUGUAUGAGUGUGAAGUGUCUACAGAAGCGCCAUCUUACAGAACAGUGCAGGUGGAUAAAACAUUGAAAAUGUACGCUUUACCCCAAGAACCUCCUGAUAUUGAAGGCAACCAACCAGUUUAUCAGAUUGGCGAAGAUGUUAAUGUCACAUGUUUUUCAAAACCUUCAAAACCAGUCUCUAAUCUGACAUGGUAUAUCAACGGGAAAGAGGCAAAGCCAUCAUACAUAACUCCCUAUCCUGUUCAAGAAUAUUUUAAUGGGUUAAAAACAACUGCUCUAGGCCUAACAUUCAUCGUCACCUACAACCACUUCAGCUAUGGUGUUAUGGGGCUUCGCUGCACAGCCUCCGUAACGCAAGAGUACUCCACUCACAGCAAGGAACUAAUUAUUGGAGAGAGUAUAAAAACAGACAACUUUCAGUCAUCAAAUGUUGUUGUCCAAGAUAUUGCACCGCGAAUAACUGGAGAUAAAGAGAAGUACGUUGUAGGGAACAUUGUAGAUUUGAAUUGCUCUUCUUCGCGGUUUACGAAGUCCCUUAGGCUUUCGUGGUCUAUCAAUGGAAAAGAGGCCAACAUUUCCUACCUCGUCAAAUACCCGAAUGCUCUUCAGGAAGAUGAUAGUGUGUUUUCUCAAUUAGGCCUGAGGUUUUUACUCACACAAAAACAUUUACAUGGUGAUGGCCUUAAACUCAAGUGCACUGGUACAGUUGCUAAGGUGAUUGACACAAGCAGUAAAGAAAUAUUCAUUGGAGGGUACCAGCAAACAUCUGGUCUUCACGACGUUGGGAACUUAGAAGCAGAAGACAUGGUUGAACACUGUCGUCAUGGCAACCUGAUCUCGGGGUUGACACUACUUCAGAGUAACACAAAACGUAGAGACCCAAACCCAUCUAUAUUUCGUCGAAUUGCUAUGGGACUUGGAAAGAUAUUCGCUAGUCUAAAAAGUAAGAGCUACCGCUGUAGGUUCGUAUCAAAAACGCUAUCUACUUCAGUUUACGGUCUUUUACUGUUUUACAUCGUUAUAUAUCUCUAUCAUUCUUGAAAGUAUUUGUUUUGCUGGUUUAAAGUUUGAUAUAUUCCAAAAUACAUUGACAACUUCUGUCGCACGUGAAACCUUCUUAACUAAAAAACUGUAAUGGCUCUUUUUAUAUGUCAAAAGCUAGAAGCGAGAACCAGUUUUAAAACACGAUUCUUCACUCCAAGCUAAAUAUACAAACUGACAGGAAACACGGAAGUCGUUGUUCAAAAAUUCCCUCAUCAACUUGAUACUUCUUCUCUUAAAGUAAGCUUAAAAAAUUAUUUAUACAUUUCCACGUUGUUUGCAAUAUGUAUGGUAUUUGUUUUCAUUACAUUGCUAUAGGUUGUGUUUUUUUACGAUAUGUUGUGAAAGAAAAAGGUGGUAGGAAGGGGUUAUAGAUUAUUCUUUCCGUACUCUCUCUCUCUUUAACAGAAAUAUUAAUACAUUGUUGUGAGUUUCUAUGCAUUUGGU